Molecule: messenger RNA, 1749 nt
Organism: Xyrichtys novacula (pearly razorfish)
Lineage: Eukaryota; Metazoa; Chordata; Actinopteri; Labriformes; Labridae
Source: the annotation of a GenBank genome assembly
AUGGAACUGCCAAAUCAUGCCAAACAACUGCUGCUGCAACUCAACCAGCAGAGAGCCAAGGGCUUCCUGUGUGAUGUCAUCAUCGUGGUGGAGAAUGCGCUCUUCCGUGCCCACAAGAACAUCCUCGCGGCAAGCAGCAUCUACUUCAAAUCUUUGGUCCUCCACGAUAACCUCAUUAACCUCGACACAGAGAUGGUUAACCCCUCUGUUUUCAGACAAGUUCUGGACUUCAUCUACACUGGGAAGCUCCUGUCCUCGUCGGACCAGAGCAGUGAGCAGAAUUUCAGUGCCCUCUUAACCGCAGCUAGCUACCUCCAGCUCCAUGACCUCGCUGCUCUGUGCAGAAAGAAGCUCAAGCGCAGUGGCGGGAAACCACUGCCAGGUAAACCCUCCACUCCAGGUCCCCUCAGCCGCUUACGCCUCAACAACCAGCGCCUUUCCUCCUCUACCCCUGCUGGCCCCAACAACCACUACCCCCCAACCCCUUCUGAUGCCGACCAGCCACAGCCGGACGAAGGCCUUCGGGACAAGCUCUCAGACGAUGAGAUGUUUGUCGGCAGCUCUGGGAGGAAUGGGAACGGGGGGAACGGCAGCAGUAACGGUAACCUCAGCAGUGGAGGAAGUGCUGGAGAGCCAGACCUUGGACUAGACCUGUCCAAGAAGAGCCCUCCCUCAGCGGGCACAGUCACUGAUGCCCUCAGCCCACACAGCAACUCCCAAGAAUCCCCUCAAUCUGCCUCAGUAUCCACAACCAACAGUGCCUCACUGGAUGACUCCUCCACCACCCUACCUGGUGUGGACACCUGCGGAGAGACCACGGAGCUCAACUCCUCCUCCAAAGCCUCAGAGGAAACCCAGAACCAGCCUGAUGGCCCCCCACCACAGAAGAAGUCCAGACAGGGUGCCCGCAAGAAUGAAUGGCCCAAGAAGGAGGCGUCAGGGUUGAAGUCUGAGGACCACGACAGGCCCCUGGUUAACGGAGUGAUUGUAGGGCCUAAAGAGCGCUCCUCUGGGGCUGGAGGAGGAAGCGGCGGCAGCUUCACCUCUGACCAGUCCUUCCAGUGCAAAGACGAUGAAGAAGGAGGGGAAAACGGACAAGACCACAGCGAGGAGAGCGGGCAAAGUGACGGAGAGAGUGCAGGAGGAGGGACAGGAGGAGGACAUGGCGCAAACUAUGUGUACCGACAGGAAGGUUUUGAGCCAGCGUUUGGAGACAACCUCUAUGUGUGCAUACCCUGUGGUAAGGGCUUCCCCAGCUCUGAGCAGCUCAACGCUCACGUGGAAACACACACCGAGGAUGAGCUCUACAUCAAAGAGGAGGGAGGGACCUUUGUGAAAGAGGAGGACGAGGAGGAGGCAGAGGACCUCUCCGCACCAGUGGGUCCCUCCACCUUUGGCUCCGAAACACGUCCAUUCAAGUGUACAGUCUGCAGUAAGAGCUACAAAGACCCGGCGACGCUCAGACAGCAUGAAAAGAGCCAUUGGCUGACCAGGCCUUUCCCCUGCAACAUCUGCGGCAAAAUGUUCACCCAGAGAGGCACCAUGACACGCCACAUGCGCAGCCACCUUGGCCUCAAGCCGUUUGCGUGUGAAGAGUGCGGCAUGCGCUUCACACGCCAGUACCGUCUGACAGAGCACAUGCGGGUUCACUCUGGGGAGAAGCCGUAUGAAUGCCAGCUAUGCGGGGGCAAGUUUACCCAGCAGCGCAACCUCAUCAGUCACCUGAGAAUGCACACCUCACCCUCUUAG